This is a messenger RNA of Colletotrichum destructivum, 1740 nucleotides long. RefSeq names its product Putative metallo-dependent phosphatase. Gene Ontology annotation, cellular component: endoplasmic reticulum. The record is from RefSeq and is a predicted model, not a curated record. Gene Ontology annotation, biological process: GPI anchor biosynthetic process. Bases 1 to 1740 code for a protein of 579 amino acids. The transcript has a single exon. Lineage: Eukaryota; Fungi; Ascomycota; Sordariomycetes; Glomerellales; Glomerellaceae.
AUGUCCCACGUGGCCCUCCUCCGCCAUGGCCUCCGCCUCCUGCUGCCGCUGGCGUUGAUCUCAACAUUCUACCUCUAUCUUUACCCCGUCUUUCUUGGGUGCGCCUUUCCUGUUCCUCCAACGACUGCCCGUGCAUCGUCCAGCAGUCCGAGCGACGUCGAUGUCGCAGACACAGGCAUCGCUGCCUUCCUCGAAGCUGCGCGACACCACGUCUCUCUUCCGAUCCCCCUCCGACCCAGCGACGCCCGACCCGCGCCUUUCCGUCUACUCGCGCUCGGCGACCCCCAGCUCGAAGGCGACACGUCCAUCCGAAAGCACAGUGGUCCCAUCUUCCCUCACGCGAGGAGCCUAUGGUCGCAUGUGACCUUCCAGUCGAGUCACUCGCUGCGCCAGCGCAUCCGUCAGUCGCUGCACGACGCCGUCGACGUGUUUCUGGAUGACCUCUUCGACGAGCUCGAGUCGAUCCGCAAGCGCAUAGACCUAUUUGGCAACGACUUUUACCUCGCACACAUCUAUCGGACUGUACACUGGUGGACUCGCCCUACCCACGUCACAGUGCUCGGGGAUUUGCUGGGCAGCCAAUGGAUUGGCACAGAAGAAUUCCGCCGUCGCGGCCGUCGGUACUGGGACCGCGUCGUGCGAGGCGCCGAGAGGGUCCCAGACGAGGUGGCCGCCUACCCGGCCAUGGAGUAUGAUCUCACAGACUACUUGUCGCCGUCUGGCGAGCCUUCCUCCGAGUGGCCGCGCCGUGUCAUCAACGUGGCCGGCAACCACGACAUCGGUUACGCUGGCGACAUCAACCAGGACCGCUUCGGACGUUUCGAGCGCCUCUUUGGUAAGGCGAACUACGAGCUGCGAUUCGAGCUCCCAGUCCAAGAACCCAACGUCAACGCCACCCUUGUCGACGAUGAAGAAAACCCCGAGUCCGAUCGUCUCCCGCCCGAGAUUCGCGUCAUUGUCCUCAACGACAUGAACCUCGAUACCCCGGCCAAGGAUGCGACAUUACAGGAUGCUACCUACGCCUUCAUCAACUCCGUCAUAGAGACCUCGGCGGCUGUCGAGUACAGCGGCCAUUUCACCGUCGUGCUGACCCAUAUCCCCUUGUACAAGCCCGAGGGUGUCUGCGUAGACGCGCCCUUUUUCGACUUCCACGGCGAGCACGACGGUGGCGGUGUUAAGGAGCAGAACCUGCUCUCAGCUGACGCCAGCAAGGGCUUCCUCGAGGGCAUUUUCGGUAUGAGCGGCAACAAGGAGGCGCCCGGCAACGGCAAUGGUCGCCGCGGCGUCAUCCUGAAUGGCCACGAUCACGAGGGCUGUGACACGUUCCACUACAUCAAUCAGACGGACGAAGACCAGAGCGCCGACCGCGCUUGGCAGGUCGAGACAUGGGCGACAGCGAAGGGCCGAGGCGUCGUCGGUGCUGCUGGCGUGCCGGGUCUCAGGGAGAUCACAGUCAGGAGCAUGAUGGGCGACUUUGGCGGCAACGCUGGCCUGCUCAGUGCCUGGUUCGACGAGUCCACCUGGAGUUGGAAGUUUGAGUACGCGACGUGCGCCCUAGGAACCCAGCACUUUUGGUGGCUCGUUCACAUUGUGGACCUUGUCACACUUGUCGCUGCCGCUGCCUACGUGGUUCUGUCGGUGUUGGAAGCAAGCAAGCAGGACCUCGUUGCUGUUGCACCGUCGUCGAAUGUCGAAGAGAAAAAGAAAUUGUUUCAAAACGGGGGGGCCAAGUCAUCAUAG